AUGUCUGGAACAGAAAAUGGUCCGAAAAAACGGAAAGCUGAGUCUGGUGGAGCACAUGAUGGCGGGAACAAAAGAGCUAAGGGCAAAAAAAACCGGGACAUGCCCCGGAGAUAUACUGCAGAUCGCGCUAUUCAGCCUGGUGAUACAGGCAUAUGGGCAACAUGCGCCAUGAAGAAAGAAGCAAAAUCUGUCAAUGACCUGCGAGAUCUAUUCCAAGAGUACGCUACUAAGUUGUAUGGGUCGGCUGAGUCUAAUGGGCCAGCUUCAGACGACGAUUCAGAUGAUGAGGGAGGUGAUAUCGAAGCCGAGAUCAAGAAAGAGCUUGCCGAGAUUCGCAAACCAACUACGAAGCCCUUGUUCACUUCGCUCAAACUUGAUACCCAGUGCUUGAUGUUUUUCAGGACACGAUCUCCCCUUGAGCCUGUCUCGUUUGUCCACAAGAUCUGUCAAGAUAUCGCAGAUGGCGCUCAGCCGAGAAAUCUGAGCUACGUGAAGCGACUUACGCCCAUCACGGCAACCGACAAGGCCACGCCCGAGGGUCUCGAGGCUGUUGCGAAACAGGUCCUUGCACCCCAUUUCCAUGGCGCAGAUCAAGCGGGGAAAAAAUUUGCGAUACGGCCAUCGAUCCGCAACAACAAGGUGUUUCUGCGAGACAAUGUGAUCCGCACGAUCGCAGCCCUGGUAGGACCAGACCACAAGGUCGACCUUAAGGGGUAUGAUCUGCUCAUUCUCGUUGAGAUUUACAAGAAUGUCUUGGGCAUGAGCGUUGUGGGACGUGAUUUUGACACGCUCAAACGGUACAAUAUCGACGAGCUCCGGCAGCCACGAGCCAGCGCUCGAGUGGAAGCCAAAGAAGAGGCCAAGGAGGCGAUUGCAAAUGUGGAAGAGGCCUAAUCGGACGCGGACUUGGUUCGGCCUGUUCCUUCCGUCGCCGGUGUCAAUGUCAAGGCCACAGCGCCAACGCACCAACCUCCACAAAUGCUCCGAUCGGGGGCACUCUGGCUUGCAAGUGUGGUGACACUUGGGCGGAGACAGUAAGCUUAGUGAAACCGUGUAGGCGACACAACAUGCAGAUGCUCAGCGCUCCGGUGCGACUCGUCUCCAAUGUGCCGGGGACCCAGUUCACGGCUUACCGGGCGCGUUUACGGGACGCCAGUGUGAAGAAAGAAAGGGCGUCAAAUGUUUGGAAGGGCUCGACAGCCCUAGGCUUGAAAGCGAG
Molecule: messenger RNA, 1219 nt
Organism: Pyrenophora tritici-repentis Pt-1C-BFP
Lineage: Eukaryota; Fungi; Ascomycota; Dothideomycetes; Pleosporales; Pleosporaceae
Product: THUMP domain containing protein
Biological process (GO): tRNA modification
Molecular function (GO): RNA binding
Source: RefSeq, a predicted model, not a curated record